AUGUCUCUUCCAAAAGGUCUUACAUGGACAGGAAUGUAUUUAAAUCCAGCCAAUGCAUUUAUUCAAUCCUGGGGACUUGGUACAGUAUCACCAAUUCAUCAUAUUAUUGUCUAUUGGUUAGGACCAAUGUUUGGUGUUUGGUUAUGCGUUACAGCUGAAAAAUGGACUUAUGAAUAUACGCCUAAAAUUAUUGCAUCAAUAAGUGCUCAGCAUCAUAGCCCGGAAGUCAACAAUCAUAACCAUGGUAACGGUAAAUGUCGAUCUGAUUAA
Trichobilharzia regenti is the source of this 270-nucleotide messenger RNA. The record is from the annotation of a GenBank genome assembly. Lineage: Eukaryota; Metazoa; Platyhelminthes; Trematoda; Strigeidida; Schistosomatidae.